This is a messenger RNA of Sander lucioperca (pikeperch), 2978 nucleotides long. RefSeq names its product TNF receptor-associated factor 6 (gene traf6). The transcript has 8 exons. The coding region runs from base 227 to 1945 and encodes 572 amino acids. Gene Ontology annotation, molecular function: zinc ion binding; ubiquitin protein ligase activity; tumor necrosis factor receptor binding. The record is from RefSeq and is a predicted model, not a curated record. Gene Ontology annotation, cellular component: plasma membrane signaling receptor complex. Gene Ontology annotation, biological process: positive regulation of JNK cascade; tumor necrosis factor-mediated signaling pathway; protein K63-linked ubiquitination. Lineage: Eukaryota; Metazoa; Chordata; Actinopteri; Perciformes; Percidae.
UUCGCGAAUAGUUGACACGACAGGGCAAAUACUCAGGACAGAUUUUCCUGACGUCCGCCAUUUUUCCGUCUCAUUUUGCUCUGUAGCAGGUCAGCCUCCGGCCUGGCGGCGGCGCUCACGUCCGCCCCUGGCAAACACUCAACAGGUUAUUUUUGAUGACGUCUGGAAAGGAAAACAGGAAAUUCUGGGUAGAAACGAAAAGUUCGAGACGUUUUCAAACGCAAAGAUGGCAUGCUUUGACAGCAAUAAGGGGAGUUUGGAGGAGGACAGCUAUGAAGGAGCUGUCGGUGGAGAGCUGUCCGGCUGUGCGUUGGCAAUGCUGGAAAAGGAACGGGAAUCUCUUCCCAGCCCUUCAGAGAGCCAUGGCACCUUCAUCAGCAGCACCUCUACUAGUAUUCUGGCCACUGCACCCCUCCAGGGCUAUGAUGUGGAGUUUGACCCGCCCCUAGAGAGUAAAUAUGAGUGCCCUAUCUGUCUCAUGGCUUUGAGGAAUGCCAUUCAAACACCCUGCGGUCACCGUUUCUGCAAGCACUGCAUUGAGAAGUCUAUUCGUGAUACAGGACAGAGGUGCCCUGUGGACAAUGAAAGGCUGUUAGAAGACCAGUUGUUUCCGGAUAACUUUGCCAAACGGGAGAUUCUGUCGCUAACUGUUCGCUGUCCAAACUCUGGCUGUGCUGAGAAAAUGGAGCUCCGAGGUUUAGAGAACCAUUUGGCGCAGUGUCAGUUUGCCACUGUGCCUUGCCCACAGUGCCAGCAGUCUGUGAGAAAGAGCCACCUCGAGGAGCACACGACUGUUGAGUGCCAGAGGAGACCGGUGUCAUGUCCAGAUUGCGUGGCACGCUUUGUUUAUGAGGAGAGCGAGCUUCAUGAGCAGCAGUGUCCCUUUGCCAGCGUGAAGUGCCAGUACUGCGAGAUGGAUCUCAUCAGAGACCAGAUGGAAUCUCAUUGUGAUACAGACUGCCCAAAAGCACCCAUUGCCUGUAACUUUAGCACCUUUGGAUGUAAGGAAAGGAUGCAGCGCCACAACCUGGCUCAGCACAUGCAGGAGUUCACGCAGAUGCACAUGCGCUACAUGGCUGAGUUCCUGCGUGGCCUCAGCCUCAACGGCACCACACCCAAGUCCCUCUGGACGCUAGGACCUUCGGUUUCCUCUGAGGACCAAGGAGCUGCUGCAGCAUCAGGAUCGGCCUGUAGCGGGCCCAGAGGAGCUGCGGGCUGCAGCAGCAACUGUGCCCCGUGUCCGCCUAGCGAGGAGACGCAGAGGCUUAGGGAGAUGGAUGGACGAUUGGUAAGGCAGGAUCACCAGCUGCGUGAGCUCAUCAUCUUAAAAGAAACACAGGCUGGCCAUCUUGCAGAGUUAAGGCGUAGAGUGUCAAUGCUGGAGGAGACAGUAAGGGAGCUGGAGUCGCAGCAGUGCAACGGCAUCUUCAUCUGGCGCCUCAAAGGUUUCUCCGUCCACCUGCGGAACCAAGAAGCAGGCCAGCCAGUGGUCGAGCACAGUCCCGGCUUCUACACAGGCCGCCCGGGCUACAAGCUGUGCCUGCGCUUACACCUGCAGACCCCCAACGCCCCGCGCUGCUCCAACUACAUCUCCCUCUUUGUCCACACCAUGCAAGGAGCUUUUGACGGGCAGCUGACCUGGCCGUUCCAGGGCACCAUCCGCCUCACCAUCCUAGACCAGGGCCCCGAGGGCCAGCACCACACGGAGGCGAUGGAGACUAAACCAGACCUGCAGGCCUUCCAGAAGCCCACGAUCCAGCGCAACCCCAAAGGAUUCGGCUACGUCACCUUUCUGCACCUGCACCAGCUGAGUCAGAGAGCCUUUGUUAAAGAUGACACUCUACUCAUCCGCUGCGAGGUGACACCACGUUUUGACAAUAUGCUUCACCGCGAGGGACCAACGGUGCAGCCGAGGGGGCACGAGGCCUCAGUUUCGAGGGACUGAAGUCAAACUGCGAUCUAUAGGAUUAUCAUCAUCACAUCUGCCAGAACUGUGUUUUUAAAUACUGGUCGGUUCAUUUGAAUUCUUGGACAUUAAUUAAUCAAGUGUUAAUUCACACCCAUUUAAGGUUUGGACACUGCAAGUAUGCUAGUAUUUAUUUCUUCACCAACUUUUAAAAUGUCAGCGUGGUUUUUUUUUGUUUUAAUAAAUAUAUACAGCACAAUCCUUUUUAAUAUAUUUGAAAUGUAUGUAGUCACCCACAAGGUACCAACAUUCAGCAAGCCUCAUAAAAUCAAAUUUAGUAAAUAGUCAAUAACAUUUAAUCAGCUCAACAUCACCAGUUCAAGAUGUGCACUUUAAAGAUACCCUGUGGAGUUUUUGGCCACUAGUGGCGCUAUGGAGCAAUGUUUGUUACAAGCAGAUCUUCAUUGUAUUUUUUAUUAUCUCAUGCUCUACUAUCAGACACAAGGAUAAACAUGUACGCACAGGGGGCAUGCGGGUGAUGACGAGACACAAAUUCUCAAAGACGCAGAGGGUGCUUACAAAAACGAGUAGCGCAUACAAGCCAUAAAAACAAAAGAAAAAGUCAAAACCGGUUAAACUAAUCCCCAAGGAACAGCGCCGGGUUGUGUAACAAUUUUGUUACUUGACCACAAGACACUAACGAGGAUAGAAAAACCAACUCACCACCGUGUCAACUCUCCUCCUGCUGAUUCCUGUAACUGGCCGGUCAAAAAUGUUCAAAUGUAAACUUCAAAGAAAACGCCUAGCAAAAAAAAGUAGAAAGGAUGAACUUCAGCUAUGAUCCCCACAACACAGAGAAGCAAGACCAUCUCUGCAUCGGAGCAAGCGAGGAGGGAUUAAACACCAGCUGAGAUCCCGGCCACGCGGAUGUUCUCUUGCCAAGCAAAGUACAAAAGUGUACGAACUGUAAUGUCCUUUUGUUUCGCCGAAACUUGGCGUAAUCUUGGGAGUAGCGGACAACGCCAUUCAACCAGGUGACUCUUCUUUCUACAUACUGUUGUGACAGAACAGA